AUGUCCAAUGAUGAGGGCUGGACCCGCGUCAAGCGUAAAUCCCGCCAAAAUCCUCCUAAAAAGAUACACACCGCCGAGGCCCAUCACCUUCCAGAGACCUUUACGCCGCGUACACACGGUCUUCUGCGACCUCCAAAAUCCUUGCGCGCCGACCACGACAAGAUUCGCGCGCAAUGGCUCGACUCGCCCGCCCAUGAAGCCUUGAUCCGCCUCGUCGACUCACACGCCCAAAGCUUGCACAUAGACAAGGCUGUGUGUCUCGGCAUCGGCACGUUUGAUCCGGAAGAUGGUGGGUGGGAGGCCAAGAGGGCGGCGUAUGUGCAGCUUUGUGCGCUGUCGACGCUUACAUCACAAUUAGAGAAAUAUAGCAAACACUCCAUCGAGUGCAUAUUCCAAGAACCAAUCUUCACAGACUCGGACAAGUCCUUUCUCACCUCUCUAGGUCAUCGUGUUGUCUCUUCCCCCGCGGCAUACUCACUCAUUGAUAAUGCCACCCUUCUCUUGGCCGUGCACCUUUACCGUCCCAUCUACGCGGCCGCUCUACAACUCAACUUGCCCGCCAUCUUCAUCGGUACAGGCUGGGAUGUCUGGGACACAGUAACAAUGGAACAUUCAAGUGAUUUGGACAAUAUGAAGAAAAUGCACAGCAUGUAUUCACGGCAUGCGUUUCCGCAGGACAUCACAAGUACGGCCUUUUCCAGCACCAGUAUAUAUUUUAUGCCGCCGCAAGACAAGUCAGUGGCUAUCCAGCACACGUCACAAGAGAGCACUACCGAAGAUGACGACGGGCACAGACGGCAGCAAUGA
Beauveria bassiana ARSEF 2860 is the source of this 807-nucleotide messenger RNA. RefSeq lists its product as uncharacterized. Bases 1 to 807 code for a protein of 268 amino acids. The record is from RefSeq and is a predicted model, not a curated record. The transcript has 3 exons. Lineage: Eukaryota; Fungi; Ascomycota; Sordariomycetes; Hypocreales; Cordycipitaceae.